Nicotiana tabacum (common tobacco) is the source of this 1773-nucleotide messenger RNA. Its product is annotated as (DL)-glycerol-3-phosphatase 2. The record is from RefSeq and is a predicted model, not a curated record. Lineage: Eukaryota; Viridiplantae; Streptophyta; Magnoliopsida; Solanales; Solanaceae. Gene Ontology annotation, molecular function: sn-glycerol 3-phosphatase activity. Gene Ontology annotation, biological process: glycerol biosynthetic process.
CCAUCAGUACUGCUUUAGUGCAUUUUCUACCGGAAGGGAAAUAAACGAGACACCUUCAAAUUAAGCCGAGAGGCUAACAAAAAAUAAGCUUACAGAUCUCCCCAAAUUUUAAGCGCUUGCAGGUUGUUGUGGGCUACUCGAAGCUAAAAGUUGUUAAAAUAAUGGCGAAUGAGGGCAGCAGUGAUGCUUCAUCUGCAAGAAAAGCCUCAAUCACUCACGUAAUCUUUGACAUGGACGGCCUUCUUCUAGACACGGAGAAAUUCUAUACGGAGGUCCAGGAGAUUAUACUUGCUAGGUAUAAUAAGACUUUUGAUUGGUCACUCAAGGCAAAGAUGAUGGGGAAGAAGGCGAUAGAGGCUGCCAGGGUCUUUGUUGAAGAGACAGGAAUAAGUGAUUCACUUACAGCUGAAGAUUUUCUUGUAGAAAGAGAGGAAAUGUUGCAGAAAAUGUUUCCCACAAGUGACCUCAUGCCAGGGUCCAGCCGCCUGAUUCAUCACCUUCAUGCAAAUGGAAUACCAAUUUGUGUUGCUACGGGUACACACACGCGGCAUUUUGACUUGAAAACUCAAAGAUAUGGUGAACUUUUUUCACUGAUGCAUCAUAUCGUUCGCGGUGAUGAUCCAAAAGUUAAACAAGGAAAGCCAUCACCUGAUAUAUUCCUUGCAGCUGCAAACAGAUUUGAGGGUGGACCAGUAGAUCCACAGAGGAUUCUUGUAUUUGAGGAUGCGCCCUCAGGUGUCCUUGCAGCCAAGAAUGCUGGAAUGUCAGUGGUUAUGGUUCCAGAUGCAAGGUUGGACAGUUCAUAUCAUGAAGUUGCUGAUCAGGUUUUGAGUUCUUUACUUGAUUUCAACCCAGCCGAUUGGGGGUUGCCUCCAUUUGAAAAUUCAUCAAACAAAUCCUAAAGUUCCCAAACCGAGCCAUAUUAUGAGUUCAAAACUCAAUUUUAUUAUAGAGUUUCAUGCUUGACUCAUUAUUUCAGAUACUUAAGGUCCAUUUCUGUUAAAAUGAAGAAACUGAAGAUUUGUGUCCGUAAUUUGUUUUCCUUUGAUAUCGGCAAACCCCAUUUCCCCACCCACAGCAGCCAAGUGGCCAUUUUAAUUUCCACUUUGUUCCCUUGGUGGAAGGAACUUCCUACUUCUUUCUUGAAGGUGGCUCAUAUGUCUCAGAUCAAACAUCAAAGAAUGGAAAUUUGGAAUAAUGGAUGUGAUUUUUCAUCAAUCUCUCAAGAAAGUCAUCUUUGAAGCUGUUAAUGUAUUUCCGGAAAUUAGAAAAGCAAGAAUUCAAGCAGAUGAUAGCAUAACAAUUAAAGGAAAGCCACGAAGGGGAUAUGAUUGGAUCAGAAGGAACCACGACGCCACCAUAUUAUAUUAAAUGCACUGGUCCUUCCAACAUUUGAGCUCGCUUCGGCUGAAGAAGCCCUCCGGAGUCUGUACACCCCCCAAAUGAGCGCAGGUACUUACUGAGUGCGAGUGCCGAGUGCCAAAUCUCGACUAAUUUCAUCGAGUAUCUACUACAUCCUAUCAAUAUAGGUACCAAAUAACUUUGUCUAUAAUAACUUGGACAUAUGAGAAAAAAUCACCAAGCAUUUUUGCCUCGGCUCAGAUUUGAAACUAAGACCACAUGAUUCUCAACCCAUUUCAUUGACCGUUAUAUCAAACCCUUGGGUGCCGUAUGUUUUAGUUGUUUAAGAUGUAGCAAUCUAAAGACAUUUAUUGGUGCAACUGAAAAACGUGAAUUUCUAUGUGAUUAACGUAGCUAAGUUGUAGUAGAUUA